Messenger RNA from Chenopodium quinoa (quinoa), 2139 nucleotides. RefSeq names its product UDP-glycosyltransferase 87A1-like. The coding region runs from base 639 to 2012 and encodes 457 amino acids. The transcript has 2 exons. Lineage: Eukaryota; Viridiplantae; Streptophyta; Magnoliopsida; Caryophyllales; Amaranthaceae. Gene Ontology annotation, molecular function: UDP-glycosyltransferase activity. The record is from RefSeq and is a predicted model, not a curated record.
ACAUACUACAGUUUGACAUAUGUGCUCCUAGACUAAAUUUACAGGACAAGCAGGCUGCAGAAGUGUAGUUAACAAGGAUGUUGGAUUUUGAUUUUGUUGGACUCCUUUCCCUUCACUAUGGAUCUGGUAGACACUGUAGGCUGUAGAGAAUUGUCUAACUGGUUAUGAACUUAUGUUAGCUUCACGCACAGCCACAGCCUUCCCCUCCCCAACCACUACUAUACAACGGUUACAACCCGUCUCCUUACCUUCCAGGCAAGCAGGUUACUCGCACAUGCUUAUUAGGAGGGCGAAGAGGGUGGAUCUGUGGAAGAAACAGGUUACUUGCACAUGCUUAUGAGGAGGGCAAAGAGGGUGGGUGAAGUUCUUUAAUUCUUUGCCAAACGAGCUCAACUAACUACUAUUAUGGGCUUAUGGUUCUCAACCUCUAUCAUAGUGACUAGUCGUAGUAUGUGGGACUACACUACUAAUUUUGCCUUUAAAUUAUCCUUCGGUGUACUGGGUGAGCAGGUCCUUACAUGUGCCUUGUUGAUUCAUAAAUUGCACAAGUUUAGCAUGAGAUGCAUCUUUGAAAGUUGGUUAGAGCCUCUCAUAAUUUAUUCAUCGCAAAUUGGGUAGAGCCUUUCAUUAUUCGUAGUAUGAACAACUCCGCCAACAAAAACCGCCACAUGGUGGCGAUGCCGUACCCCGGCAGAGGCCACGUAAACCCCAUGCUAAACUUAUGUAAGCUUAUCCUUACAAAAUCCAAUGAUAUCCUCAUCACUUUUGUUGUCACUGAAGAAUGGCUUAGCUUCCUCAGCUCUGAGUUCCCACAACCACCGGCUAACUUCCGGUUCGCUUCACUUCCUCAAGUCAUACCUUCUGAAAUAGGCCGAUCCGGUGAUUUUCCCGGGUUCGUAGAAGCUGUACUGACCAAGCUUCAGGACCCCUUUGAGCGGCUCUUAGACCGACUCGAACCGCCAACAACAGCUAUUGUUUACGACAUGAUUUUGUAUUGGAUUGUCGGUGUUGGGGAUCGUAGGAAUAUUCCGGUGGCAAUACUUGUUACGUUCUCGGCUUCCUUCUUAUCUGUUGUUUCUCACUUCGACUUGUUGAUCCAACAUGGUCAUUUCCCCGUUCAUGUAUCAGAAAGAGGAGAUGAGAUUGUGGACUAUAUUCCGGGUCUCCCCUCAACAACUAUUGCGGAUUUGCCAACAUUCUACCAUGGAGAUGGCAGGAAGAUAUUACACCGUGUACUCGAAGCAGUUGCUGUUAUGGGCAAUGCACAGUAUAUUCUGUCCACAUCUAUCUAUGAAUUUGAAGAGCAAGUGAUAGAUUGCCUUGAAUCAAAAUUUCCUAUUCGAAUUUAUAACAUUGGUCCAAUGAUACCAUACUUCAACCUUAGUAGUGAAUUAGUUGGAGAUUCUAACAACGAGGAGUACUACUUCAAGUGGUUGGAUUCUCAACCAAGAGGCUCAGUGUUGUACAUUUCUCAAGGAAGUUUUCUUUCAGCCUCAAAUGAUCAAAUCCAAGAGAUUGUCGCGGGCAUUAAGGAGAGUCGUGUCGAAUUCAUGUGGGUAACUCGCGGUGAUAAUUCAAGAUUCAAAGAUGGAGACAUUAGUGAUCAAGACGGAAUUUUAGUACCUUGGUGUGAUCAAUUAAGGGUGUUGUGUCACCCUUCUACAGGAGGAUUUUGGACGCAUUGUGGGUGGAAUUCGACUUCAGAAGGUAUAUAUGCUGGUGUUCCUAUGCUCACUUGUCCUAUAUUUUGGGAUCAAACUCUCAACAGCAAGUUCAUUGUGAAUGAUUUGAAGAUUGGAUGGAGAAUGAUAAAUAAUGACGCGGGAAAAUUAGUUUCAAGGCAGGAAAUAGCACGACUUGUAAGAAAGUUUAUGGACCCUGAAAAUGAUGAUCGAAAGGAGAUGGUUAGAAGAGCAACAAAUUUCCGUGAUACUUGUAGAAAGGCAAUUUUCGACGGAGGUUCAGCUGCUUCUGACCUUGAGGCUUUCUUCAACAAAAUUGGUAAUGCAUAAGUAAAGUUAUGACAUUAUGAGGUACUUAUUAUAUUGUCCUAUGCUUGUUUUUAUUUGUAGCAAAUAUUAAAACUAAAAAGAAACGGAGAAGGAAGUAUUUAUAUUAAGCAAUUGUUGAGUUGUCAUA